AUGCUCGGUAUGAACAGUGCCGAACAGACGUCAGCUACGACGACCAUUUCUGCUCCACCUCCGACGAUGCUACCUCUUCCAAAUGAUCAGGGCCCGCUUGGAAAGUUGAUGGAACAAUGCAGUCGUCUUAAUGCAAAUGUUAUUCUCGACAAACUCGAGUCAAAACCAAAUGCAGACAAAUCUCCAACCACUGCAGAGACUUCAUAUCCACAAUACCAGCACUACUGGCCCGGAGCAACAUGGUGGGACCAGGCGAGCACAUGGCCGCUACCGUACACCUCAGUCGAUGCGUAUUCUCCGUACUUGUCUUCACAAUUGGGCCUUCUGUCAUCGGUUCCUGCUUCAACAUCUACACUAAAUCAACGGCUAAAUCUCGGCAAGCAGACGAUGUCAACAGCCGGAGGUGGGAAGUUCCCGCGAGGAAACUGUGAAUGCCCAAAUUGUGCGGAAGCUGAACGGAUAGAAGCGGCGAUCAGGAGAUUCCAGUGGCAGCCAUCAAUGACCUCAAUUCUUGAUUCCAAUUUUACUAAUCUAAACCGCGUCUAUCGUCCGAUGUAA
This is a messenger RNA of Cylicocyclus nassatus, 558 nucleotides long. The record is from the annotation of a GenBank genome assembly. NCBI's taxonomy places the organism in Eukaryota, Metazoa, Nematoda, Chromadorea, Rhabditida, Strongylidae.